AUGUGGAUAUCCGAUAGGGCUCAGUUUUUGAUUCACACAAGGGAAGAUGACAUAGCAGACCUUUACAAAGAAAACACAUUCACGAGCAGUAGUACUUGUCCUUUUUCAAUUGGAGGGAAGUCGUAUGCUGCUACUCGUAGUAAAUAUGAAGAGUCUCUUAGACAAAUAGAAGGUUACAAAGAACAGAACAGAGCUUUGGAACGUUACUUUGAAAAAGUUCAA
Molecule: messenger RNA, 222 nt
Organism: Funneliformis caledonium
Lineage: Eukaryota; Fungi; Glomeromycota; Glomeromycetes; Glomerales; Glomeraceae
Source: the annotation of a GenBank genome assembly